Messenger RNA from Peniophora sp. CBMAI 1063, 1698 nucleotides. NCBI's taxonomy places the organism in Eukaryota, Fungi, Basidiomycota, Agaricomycetes, Russulales, Peniophoraceae. The record is from the annotation of a GenBank genome assembly.
AUGUUCAAACUCGGCCGCCCCCCUGCGCCUUCUCGUCCACCCACCCCAGUCCCGCAGUUCAAGUACCUCAAGAAUCCCAAAGAACAUGGCAGAGGCUUUGCACACCGUCAGGACCCAUUCGAGGGCGACUUCUGCGUCGUGUCAAUCGACCAUGUCGCGUCUGUUGCGUACCUAGGCCCGGAGGCUAUGGAGGCUGCGAAACGUAUCCCGUCCGGGAGAUACAUAGCAUACGUUGGUUCGGCAUAUGGCAUCCCAUAUGAAGGCAAAACGACGAACACGUUCACGCUCUCCCUCGUUUGCCAAGGCGUCCCUCCUACAUCCGCGUAUUGCGACGAGACGCCAGCGUGCAUUCCAAUCCUCCCCAACGAUGAUUCCUUCGGCGGACGUCAGCCCCUGGAGGCCUGCGCCCCCUUCCCAUGGCCUAAUUGUUACAUCUCAACUUUCGCGACAAGGGAUUGUCGUGUGACGACUGCAAAGCGCGACUACAGUCCCGUACUGUGCCUGACAUCUUUGCGCAUGGCCGCUAAGAUGCAGUGUACCAUCUCUUCUGACAGUUUUUAUCUGGGAGACUUCUACGAUCGUCGUCAUGCCGGAGAUGCGGAGGCGCUGGAACGCAUGCCAUUCUCCCCCAGCCCCGAACCUUCCUCGGACCCCUUGCCGUUCUUGCCCCCGAUGCAGGAGUCAACUGGCAUAUCUGGCCCCUCCGCGCACAACAGCAACCCCACAACAGAACCCAGUUCUACAUCGUCGCCUAAAUCACACUCUGACCUUUCAUCAAAUAUACCUCUCAAUGCCGCCCUCGCGACUGCUAUGUUCAGCAGCGGCAACACUAGAGACCCUGUCGUCAACAUCUGGUACGACUUAGGGAUGGUUUCGGAAGUCAGGGAUCCGGAAUUAUUUCUAAAAGAGUGUGAUAUGCUUGACCUGUUACGGCUGCACUUUCAAGCUCUACGCAAGGGCGCGGAUAAGGAUCGGCAUCGUACGACGACUGCGACAAAGGCCAGGUCUUCGUCGCCUAGGGUGGAGCCUUCUGUGUCAUCCGUCCUAUUCGGCAGUACUGCAGCGCAGGCUGCAACGAUGUCGCAUACGGAACACUCUCCCCCGGUAGAAGGACAUCCUCUCUCUAUAGAGAGUCACCUCUCCGAUUCAUCCGUACCCGUGGUGGCCAUGCCGACUUCGGCCGUCGCAGCCACUGCCGCGGCUGACAACUUGUCUCCACCACACUCUCCGACUGGCGAUGUGUCUCGCUCUCCCGUUCUGUCUACGCCCACCAGAAUAACAGCAUCGGUCCCGCAGUCUACACAACAGCUGCCUCCGAUGCCGUUCUCCGCGUCCCCUCGGUUGGCUGCAGCGCACGUCGUCGACGCUGACGGCGGAUUACCUUCGGGCAAGCACGUACGGCAUGUACGCAGCUCAUCGCUGCGCGCUGCACGCCGCUCGACCUCUCGCGCGUCGCUGCGUUCGCGCAAAGGCUCAGCGGCCGCCUCUGCUUUGCCGACCAAGAAUGACUUCCCUCUCCACCCGCAUCCCUACGCCGACCGACCGACACGCAGCACUUCGACUCUUUCGUAUGCGGUACCCCGCUCAGGCCACGACACGCUCAAGAGCUUGAGAAAGAGCCGCUCAAGUGCGUCUCUGAAGGCACCGCGCCGGGCUGAAACCUUCCCAGUCCCGUCGUCGCGUUCGGCACGGCAUUAG